AUGAAUUAUGAAUUAUUAUUACAAAAACUAAAUGUUCAAAUAGAACCAUUGGAUAGAAAAAGUGAAACUUUUAAAACAAUAGAGAAUUUAGUGUAUAAAGGACAACAGGUAGAUAUAGAAAAUAAAAGUAAUGGUAAUAGUACAGACGAAUAUGACUAUGAAGACGAAAAUAAACCUUAUAGAGUAGAUUGUUUGGAUAUAUUUACUGCAACUAGACCAUCGGAUUCAAGCAAAUCUUUUAUCAACAAAGAUAAUUUCAAACAAUCGUUACUAUGGUAUGGUUGUUUUAAUAGUAGUGUUGCUGCAAAACUUUUAAAUGGUAUUCAACCUCAAUUUACAACUUAUACAAACUAUAGGGCUGUUUCACUUUGGGAUAAUAUUUUAGGAUGCACAGAUAAUAUUAAUAUGGGUAAAUUUUAUAAAGAUAAAAAUGGUAAAUAUAAACCAAAUAAAGGAAUUUUAAUGUUGGUAGAGGUAAACUAUAAAGAAAAGGUUAUUCCAAAUCAAAUUAAAAUUGACAAUAUAAAAAGUUCAGACUAUUCAAGAGACACCUUAAAUUACAAUGAAGAUGAUGAUACUGAGGAUGAAUCUGAACAAACCAUUGUGCCAAUUAUCGGUGAGGAUGAAGAUGAUAUUGUAGAGGUAAUUCCAUCUAAAAAAUCGAAAUCAAAAUCAAAAUCGAAGUCAAAUAAUAAUAAUAAUAGUAAAAAAGAAAAAUAUGUAUAUUGUAAAGAAAUUAAAGAUGAAAUUGGAAUGAAUCAAAUGCUACAGAUUACAGGCGAACUUUCACCCAAUCCAAAUCAUUCAUUAUAUCUCCAUAAUUUAAAAAUACCAAAUGGACCUUUCAUUCCAUCGACCAAUACUGUUAAAGGCAAUGGUUGGAUAAAUGGCUAUUUAAAAACUUGGGACAAAUAUAAUCAAUUUUUAAUUCCCUCAGAUAAAAUGAUUAAAUUAAGGUAUCUAGUAAUUGUAGAAACAAGACCAACUAAACAUUAUAAACCAAUUUCAUCAGUAUCUCCUUUAAAAUCACCUGUAAAGCAUAGCAAUAAUCAAAAUACAACAAAUACAAAAUCAAAUAGUAUUUGGGAUAAUGUAUUAGUUAAAAAAAGACCAAUAGACUCUAUAGAUAAACCAUCAAAUGACUCUCAGUAUUCACCUAGUUUUGUAGUUUUAGAUGAUGACAUCAAUAACCAAAAAACAAAUAAAAAACAAAAAAUCUAA
Messenger RNA from Dictyostelium purpureum, 1221 nucleotides. RefSeq lists its product as uncharacterized. NCBI's taxonomy places the organism in Eukaryota, Evosea, Eumycetozoa, Dictyosteliales, Dictyosteliaceae. The coding region runs from base 1 to 1221 and encodes 406 amino acids. The transcript is spliced from 3 exons. The record is from RefSeq and is a predicted model, not a curated record.